UCAGUGGGCAAAGAUGAAGAGGAGACUGAGGGCGGUCUUCAGUGGGAAUGAUAUAGCCCCUCACCCACAAAGCCACGAGGAAACAACCCAGCCCAGACACAACACACCGCCCCACUGUGCCGCUGAAGGCCCGUCGCACCGAGCUCUGGGGGAAGGCCAGGAAGCCGUGUCCAAAUAUGGUCAGAUGACAGGACUCCCAGAAUCCUCCUCGUCAGUGUCCCAAUGUCUUCGGCAGGUGCACAACAAAAAAACUCCCCAGCCUGUGGAUGUGUGCGUGCGUUGUCUAAGGGCCACCAGAGACAAGCUCCCCAGGGGCCUCUACAGCAUCAGCGUGGCCCUUCACAGCCACCUCGGAGGCCCCGCUCUCGCCUGGACUAACAAGAAGGAACAACAAGAAUGGACGGUGUCCACAAACCCUGUUGAACACCAGGGCCACGUCUACGACACAGACCUGCACAUCAACCAGAACCUGGUCAUGAUCCUACCCCCAACCUGUGAGCUUCUGCCCUCCAUGGUCUUCGUGUUCCAACUGAUUGCAUCACCCGGGCAGAGCAGCUACAUGAAGUCAGUUCUGGCCUGGGGGGCGUUUCCGGUUUGUGGAUCGAGGCUCGGCCCGGUCCAAGGCAGGUACAAAACUCCACUCCUUCGAGGAGAGCCCCACAGCCAGGUGGAUCAGUUUCGGAAAAUCGAAGCCCUCAUGUCCUCAGAUCUCGAUCACUGGCUGUGUAACAUGUACUUUCAGAUAAAGACCCUUCCACCAGGAACAGAGUGUCCAAUCCCCCCGCAGACACCGCCUUUAAACACUUCAGCCGGGCUCCAACCCGCGGUCAGGCACAGCCGACCACAAUCCAAACGGGAUCCACGACACAUCCAUCCUCAGUCCCAGUUGAACCCGCUCCACACCGGCCCCAGCAGUGGAGCACGAGAGCCCGCAGUGAUGCAUUCUCCCCGGGGCUCCGCCUUCCACCUGUCAGCCGAUUCCGCUUGUUCGUCAUCAUCUCUGCCAGGGAAGGAUUCUUCUCCACACGUUAUUUGGUCAAGCAAUUGUCCUCACGGGGAGAAAGAGGAGAGUGGGCUUCACUGCAAGAAGAAGCCAAUCAAGAAGACAAAUAGCCGCGGCGCCAGCGUGAGCGGCGGAAACGGCGGCGGCGAACCCGCCACGCACGCGCUCCCCGUGGCGGAGAUGGAGGAGUACACCUUUUCGCUACUAUCUCCGCAAAUUGGACCGGGUCCCUCUCAGCUGUCCGAUCCAGCCCACUUGGCCCUCCGCAUGCUACCGUCCGAACUGGGCCUACCGUUACCCCGGCAACAUCAUCAACAACAACAAAUGCGUGGUAGCUGGCGGGGCUCUGUUUGGCAGCUCGGCCUCAUUAUGCUGCUGCUGGCUUUGAUGUGGUUUGUGAGGCUCUACCUGCAUUACUGCAGCCAGUGGCUCUACCUGCAGGCCAUAGCAGUUCCUGUCAACAAAUUCCAGUUCCACGCACACACGGUGGACCUUGUGUACCAGAGUUCUCUGCUCCACACCCGCGAGGAGCUGGCGAUGGUGGUGGUGGGUCCCCUGACCUUGAACGCAGUAACGUUCCUGCUGGUUCUGAUCAGAUGGGGCUGUCAACAGAUAUUUGGCUCACUCCCUUCCUUCACGUCAAAGUUUAUCAUGGCUCAGGGAGUGUGGACAGUCCUGCACCCCCUGGCAGUCCUUGCAGUGGACGCCGUCCUUGGGCAUCUCGUUUACAGCCCAGAUAGACCAGUGGGGGACGCCGCCAAACUUUACUGGCACUUCCGCCGAGUGGACCAAUCGGGUGCAGCCGGGGUGAUCAUCACCCUCUUCCUUUAUGCUGUCAUUUUCCUCCUGUCCGUCACCAUCCUCUGUAUUUACCUGCUCAGAUUUCACAACGACGGCCGCAUUCUGGACGUCUUCCAGAGGCUCACCGCCAAGGAGGGGACUUACUUUCUACCGCAGGACUUGGAGCUGUCCAAUCAGGAGCUUAGCUACAUUGUCAAGAAGGCGGAGCAAUGGAGGGGUUUUAAUGGCGAGAGGCGCAAGGUGUCAGUGUACGACUAUAUCUGGACGGCAGAGGACCCACUAGCGGGUUGCGCCACCCCUAUAGAUGACCCACAUAGGGAGGAAGGGUCCUCGCCUCUGCCAGAGGGAGAGACCAGCACCCACGUGGCCGUUUACACGCUCUACGUGAGCGGGCUCAAGCAGAGACACCGACAUUUCCUGCGACAACCAGACGGGGCCAUCAUUGAGGUGAUUGGCAACCUGGACAGGUCGGACAACACAACCAGGACCAUGUCCACCCCGGCCCCGAGGACGCACCGGGAGCGACCGGGCGUCCCCCGGCAGCUAAGAAAGCGAAAGAAGCUCUUCGGACGGUGUGCUCGUGUCGAGCCGGUGGGAGGAAGCAGGUGUGACUCCGGUUUAGCACAAGACCUCAACCAAUGAGAAUCCAGCACUGGGAGCCCAGAGCCACUCGCCUGCACCUACAGAGACUCCCCAACCCAGGACCCAGGAGAGCCCGCACAACAGAGAGAAAAGGAGAACAAAGAAAACCUGCAAAGUCUUAAAAAGUUAAAACGUGUACUUUGAUAGCCUCGGCCUACCUAUUGCGGCGGUGCUGAUGCCACCCCAGGGAGGCUGACAGCACCGCGGAGUAGAAGGAGAAGAAGUGGGCCACGCCAAACUCUGCUUCUGCACGUAUCUACACUGCACUUACAUGUGCAAAGCUGAUGGGUUUGUUGCUGCUUUUUUUCCCCCUCGAGUUUGAGAAUGAGGAUUUCUGUCGUUGAACGCCUACUGAUGCACUAUUUCUGUGUUUAUUACAUGCAGACAGCAAGAGGAUAUACCUUCUUUGUAAAGCACCUCCAUGGUUAAAGAACAGACCUUGGUUUUUUAAACAACCUAUUUUAUUUUGUGUUUGUCAGGUUAGUGUAUUGGAAGACACAA
Nerophis lumbriciformis (worm pipefish) is the source of this 2947-nucleotide messenger RNA. The record is from RefSeq and is a predicted model, not a curated record. Lineage: Eukaryota; Metazoa; Chordata; Actinopteri; Syngnathiformes; Syngnathidae.